AUCGAGGAAGCCGGCAAGCGCACACCGGUAAAGGUCCAGGGGCGCUUCGUGAGGAUAACGCCUGGUCAAAGUCCGGAUCGGUGCAAGGCCAGCCCACCAACGGCUCUAUGCUACCAAUUCGUAGGCUGAUGGCUGAUGCAGGCAGUGUUAUACAGACUCCUCGCGGAACCCCUCAGGGGCAUGACGCAAAGAGCCAUACUAGACUCGGGCUGCUUACAGCUUCCGGGCUAGCCACUUCGGCUCGUGGCCACUCUGGUGCACACGAGAACGAUACAAACCCACGACACCCACCAGUUCCGCAUGGUUACGGCCUAGGCGUAGGUCUUUCAUCCGGUAUUAGAACCAGUCACAUUGGACAUGGUAAACAUGACGGUCGCGGCAGUCAUGGUCCGAUGGAGCGCAACAUAGCUCGGUCAUAUUCUCAAGCUGGUCAAUGCCCGGCUCUAGUGCCUACAACAUUUGGUCACAUACCGAGUCCAUGAUAGAAGCCAUGAUAGCUGGUAUCGAUUGCCAACCAUACCUGCUUUCAAGGGUCUUGCGCUCGAGGUGGAACAACCAAGGGAGGAACGGAAACAAGGCACGAAAGCGCACAAGUCAAGCAUG
This is a messenger RNA of Colletotrichum navitas, 603 nucleotides long. RefSeq lists its product as uncharacterized. The record is from RefSeq and is a predicted model, not a curated record. The transcript has 2 exons. Bases 108 to 482 code for a protein of 124 amino acids. Lineage: Eukaryota; Fungi; Ascomycota; Sordariomycetes; Glomerellales; Glomerellaceae.